UCUGCCUGCCUCUCGUCAGACUGACGAUGGGUGAAGCCCAACUGUGUGGAUUACAGGACGAGUUCACCUGCUCGGUGUGUCUGGACACCCUGACUGACCCCGUGUCACUGCACUGUGGUCACAGUUUCUGCCUGAAGUGCCUCUCCGACUACUGGGAUCAGAGCCAAGUGUGCAGCUGUCCUCAGUGCAGACACGUCUUCAUGGUGAGGCCCGAACUUAAAAGAAACACUCUGCUGAAUGAAGUCAUCAAGAAAUUAAAGAAGACGACACUCAGUUGUCCUCCAUCUCAGAAAUAUGCCGGCCCUGGAGAUGUGGAGUGUGAUUUCUGUACUGGGAAGAAGUUCAGAGCGGUGAAGUCCUGUCUAACCUGCAUGGCUUCUUUCUGUCAGCCCCACCUGCAGCCUCACUAUGAAGUAGCAGCUUGGAAGGGACACAAGCUGGUUGAUCCUGAUAGAAAUCUGAAGGAGAAACUCUGUGAGAAACAUCAGAAAAGUCUGGAAAUGUUUUGCAGAACCGAAAAGACGUGUAUCUGCAUGAUUUGUGCAGUGACUGAACACAACACUCAUGAAAAGGUUGAGCUGGAGAUGGAAAGAGAAGGAAAACAGAAACAGCUGGUGGCGACACUGAGGGAAAUUAGAAGGAGACUUGAAGACAAAGAGAAGAAACUGAAGAAGACGAGGAGGACAGCAGAGGAGAUGAAGAUCUCAGUGGAAAGAGUGAUGGAGGAACAUGAGAAGAGCUUCACUGAUCUGAUACGGUGCAUUGAGGAAGCCCACAAGAAACUGAUUGAGAAGAUCAGACAACAAGAAAAGAUUGAAAUGGAGAAGGCUGAAGGAGUCAUGGAGCAACUGGAGAAGGAGAUUGAGGAGCUGAAGAGGAGAGAAGCUGAGCUGAAGGAGCUUUCAGAGACCAAGGACCAUGUCCACUUCCUGCAGACUUUCUCAUCUUUCUGUGUCCUUCCUGAUGAUGAAGACUCGCUCAACUUCACUGUCACUGCCAAUUUCUCUUCUGAGGACCUGCUAAAGGAAAUGUCAUGUCUGAAAAUGUGUCUGGAGAAGAUCAGCCAGUGGGACAUCCUGCCUUUGACUCCAUCAGGUCGUGAAGCUUCAAUCUUCACCCUACUGGCUCCUGAACCUCAGAGCAGAGAGGAGUUUUUACAAUACUUCUGUCCCCUCACACUGGACAUCAACACGGCAAACAGAGAGCUCCGUCUGUCUGAAGGGAACAAGAAGGUGACGCGUGAGGAGACAAAAGCUGAAUAUCCUGAUCAUCCUGACAGAUUUGACUGCUGGGGUCAAGUUCUGUGCAGAGAGGCUCUGACUGGGACUCGCUGUUACUGGGAAGUGGAGUGCAGUGGAGACUUCAUGAUGAUUGGAGUCGCAUAUAAAGGACUGGGUAGGAAAGGAACAGGUGUGGAGUUGCGUCUUGGAAACAACAACAAGUCCUGGUGUUUGUGGUGUUUUAAUUCCCAGUACUCUGUGUGGCACAAUAAAAAGCACACUAUAAUCAGUGCCCCCUACAGCCCCAGAAUAAAUGUGUAUCUGGACUGGCCUGCUGGCUCUCUGUCAUUUUAUAGCGUCUCACACACAAUGACCCUUCUGCACAGGUUCAAUACCUCCUUCACUGAGCCCCUCUAUCCAGGGUUUAGGCUUCAUUUAAACUGCAGUGUAACAAUCAGUCAUCUGACACCAUGUGACCACUGACCAGUACCCUCCACCGGUCACUUGAUGUCCCCAUAAGCUCAUGUCCUCAUUGUGUUUGUAGGGUGAAAUUCAAUUUACAGGAUUGGUGGGUUGGGGGGGCACCUCUGUGAUUGAAUUUGUGGAUGAGAAUGCGGGGCAAGUGUGGCUGUCAGGGUCUCCAUUAUUAUUGGGUCUGAGGAGCCAAUCAGGUGUGUAUGUCAUAAUGAGGGGCAGUGACACCUCAGACCUACAAAUACCAGUCUGACCAGUAGGGGUCACUGUUGAUUCACAGCCACGUGUCCUUCAGGCUGACACCCCGACAACUACUGAGGCCCCCAAGUGUCACUGAAUGUCACCUGUUAAGUAGGACAGGCAUGUGGUCCUGCUGGAUCAGCACAACUGAAAGGCGCUAUACAGACUCAGUAUGGAGAGCUCUUGAAUAGUGACUAUAUGUAGGAGCAGAGAGUGACAGAUGGGACAGGAAUGUUUUCCUUUAACUAGACAUUUUGUACCCCUCCAUUGGUCACUGAAGGGGUCCACCAUAUCUGAAGGAAUUCACUGUGAAUGGCUAAAGAUGAGGACUCACCGCUCAGUCAUAUGUCGGCCAUACUGACAGAGUUUGGUGUUUUAGUUGAUGUCACAUUUAACUUAAAACUGCACCUCCUCCUUGUCCCCAGAUUUGUCACUCUUGGUAUCCUGAAAGCUCCAACAUCUUCACAAAAUGAAUUCUUGGUGAGUUGGCACACACUUGACAUGGGUGCACAUGUGUGGCUUUGCAGUGGACUGGCACCUCGUCCAGGGUUGGCCCAUCUUGUCUACAAACCUGAAAUUGAAAAGCGGAUAAGAAAGACAACUAAUGGACAGAAGGGGUCACUGAUUGGUCAGUCAUCAAACUACUUCCUCUUGUGGCUACACAAAAUUUUACACAGCAAUUUAUACAAAAAGGAAAUCUAAAAGAUGAAAGCAGAAAGCAUUAAGUGAAAUCCUGAGCAGUGAAACAUGAAAGGAGAGAAUGAGAAACAAUCAGAGAGUCAGACGAAUGGAGACUUUAACAGGAGGACUGAGGGGUGGGACUGAAGUGCAGUGGCGCCCUCUAGUGGACACCCGCCAUAUUACACACAUGGGAAAGGUCAGCAGUGAAGGGGGAGAAAAGAAUACAGUGCAGUGUAAAAGAAAUAAGAAUAAAGUGAAAACACAAGAAUAAAACACCUGAAAUAAAGAACUUUAAAUAUUAUAUCUAAAACUAAUUACGAUUUAAAUGAAUUAAGAGUAAAAUAAGGGAGACACGAUCACACAGUCACAUGACCUUCAGAGCUGACAGGUGAGCUGAUUCUUCUGUAGCCAAACUGCCCCCUCUAGUGGCCACUCUCAGUAUUAAAUGAAUGGCAAGGCUGAGGGGGAGGAAAGAUUUGGGUUUGAUCAAAUGGAUAUUUAGUGCAGAUUUCUUAAUAUUGUCAUUACCUUUAAGGACAGUGCGGCUUUGUUAGGUUAUGGAAGAUUCUCUAUGGGAAAAGAACAUUUAUUUGAAUUAAUCUUUUUAAUAAUCUUUAUGUAUUAACAAAAUACAAAACUAAAAAUGUAUUAUAUUUUGUAAAAUAAAGUCCCAAUUGUGUUUGGUGAAUAAACAAUAAGGAUGACUGACA
Polypterus senegalus (gray bichir) is the source of this 3325-nucleotide messenger RNA. Its product is annotated as tripartite motif-containing protein 16-like. Gene Ontology annotation, molecular function: protein binding; zinc ion binding. Lineage: Eukaryota; Metazoa; Chordata; Cladistia; Polypteriformes; Polypteridae. The record is from RefSeq and is a predicted model, not a curated record. The coding region runs from base 27 to 1703 and encodes 558 amino acids. The transcript has 6 exons.